AAGGAAGAACGCCAACGGUGCUCUUUGUCGAUGCGCAUCGGAGAGCGAUGCUCCCGUUUGCUCGGCUACAUUUACGUGUAUAUAUACGAAAACAGCCUCGAGAGCAGUCGGGCCGCCCGCUUUCUAUUUAGAGUUGGUGCGCCUAAAUUAGAAAAGCCAAUAAGUAUUUUUCUCCUCUCGCAAUUCUUCCUUCCUGAAAUUCUGCAUCGCGCAAUGAGCGCGGCUGUAGAGAGAACAGUUUUUACACUCGUUCCGAGUAAUCCGCACCGCCGCAAGGUUUCCAAGUUCGCGUCGAUAAAGCUCUGCAGGCUGGCGAGCAUCGAGUAUAAGCAAAAAGGCGGUAAAAUUGAUUUCCUAACUCAUCCCCUAUAGGAUUCCGCGUAACACGCUCAGCCAAUCAUGAGCGUGCGUAUACGCGUGAACGCGAGAAGCCGAGUUAAAGUUAGUCAAGAAAAUCUUCGGGUGCAUCCGGCGCGUUCGCUCGAACAAGCAAGCAUCAGUGUCCGAUUCCCCGGGCAAAAACACGAGGCUUCCAUUUAGCUCGGGCGCAUCUCAUCCCUCUCUCUGCGAACGAAAAGCCGCGGCGGCAGCAGCACUUUCAUACGAGAUCGCCAAGAAGCGUCAUUUCAGUCUCGCUUGCAGCGAGCAUUGUGUGCCGAUGCUCGAGCGCGAUAAGCGAGAGCGCGGCAAAGCGAGCAAAGUGCCGAGCCGCAGCCGCUCUAAUUACUUUUGUACUUGCAACGUUAGAGAGUCCGAUGUAUGCACUGUACAUGCCGCAUCUUUAUUGAGCGUAACGCGAAACGCUGGCUCGCGUGUGUGCGGUGUGCCUUUGCGUGCGCGCGGGGGAGAUCGCGCGGGAUACAUAGUAUAUGCAUUACAAGCGCGCGACGAGGAGAUGGGAGCAUUGGGAGCCGAGAGCCUCAGCUGUGGGCUACACGUGCGCGCGAGGAGAGCGCAAGUGUUCGUCCCUUAUUCGUGCACGUGCGAGAGAUCCCGUAUUAAGCCGCGGACUUUCCCAGAAUAGUGGUGGCGGCGGCCCUUCCUUCCGCGAGCGAUUUUCGGGGCGCCGUCUUUUUUCUUUGCUCGGGCGUCGGCAGGCAGGAGAAUAUAUUCGUACGUGAGAUUUUAUUUCGGAAUUCUUUGUUUCGGAGCUUCGUGAGAGUACUGUGUGUGUGUGUGUAUAUAUAUAUAUAUUCCUUCUAUCCCGAUGGGAAAGAGCUCGCAUCGAUGCGCGCGUAAUUAGCGCCUAUUGAGUUAAAUGAUAUCAAAGCUCCUUUUAAGCUGGCAUGUUUUAAUUGUAUGAGUCAGCGGUUUAAUUCGUGCCACUUCGUGUGAUAGUCUCUGCGCGUGCUCGACCUUUUUUUGCGAUCAUAAGUAUAGAGUUUUUUUAAUUAGACGAUGACAAACUGCCGUUUCCGUCAUUCAAUCUCUUCCUCCGCCGGCUCUUCUGUGUGCGCGCGCGCGCGCGUGUGUGAGAGAGAGAGAGAGAGAGAGAGAGAGAAAGAGAGAGCCGCGUACACGUGCACAUCCAAAGUCUAGAGUCAACAGCAGCCGCAAUAAGCGAGAGCCGCGGGGGGUUACACGUAUAGCGCGAGAGCGAGAGAAGAGAAGGGAUGAGCAAAGAGCGAGGGAAGAAGAAGCAGCCGCCGCUGAUGCUGGCUGCUGCCGGCAGUCGGCCCCCGAGUCAUUCAUGAAGCGGAUCCGCUUCCGCGAGUAUUAGUUGCGCCUCGAGCUGCCGCCGUACGUGAAAUUAUCGCGGAGAGAGAGAGAGAGAGAGAGAGCUAAGUGGAGUGCUUUGUGCCGCCGAGAGAGGUGAAUAUUGCCGGCGGCUCAGAUGGCGGCCAGGAGGAAAAGCGAGCCGGCCAAGCAGAGGUGCCAGGCCAAUGCCAGGGAGAGGGACCGCACGCAGAGCGUGAACACGGCGUUCAGCGCCCUGAGGACGCUCAUCCCGACGGAGCCGGCCGAUCGCAAGCUCUCCAAGAUCGAGACCCUCAAGCUCGCCAGUAGCUACAUCAACCAUCUGCUCGCGGUCCUCGUCUCCGGCAUCGACGACAGACCCUGCGCCAGACUGUUGCUCAACUCUGACAGUUACAAUGUUGUAGGCUCGUCAGCCUCGUCAACCGGAGGUACAGAGGGUUCCAGUCCAGCAUCGAGCCCUGCAUCUGCCGCGAGUUUAGCUGCAAUGGCUGCACCAAAGUUUGGCACUCUGGUACCCAAUAGGAUUUUUGUUGGUGGCAUUUCAGCAAGCACUAGCGAGGCAGAACUAGCCCAGCUCUUCUCUGCCUAUGGAAAUGUUAAGGCUACAAAAAUCAUUGCGGAUCGAGGGGGCGUAUCGAAAGGCUACGGCUUUGUUACAUUCGAGACUGAAGAAGAGGCCAAGCGUCUACAACAAGAGUCUGAGUGUAUUGUACUUAGAGAGAGAAAGUUAAAUAUUGCUCCAGCAAUAAAGAAGCAGCCAUUCAAUCGUUCAUUUGAUGGUGGAACUGGAUCUCCUCCUGCGGUGCCUACAAGUACUUACUACUAUGCAAAUGGGAUGGGUCUUCCUUAUCAGAAUAGCAUGACUUUUUUCAAUGCAGGAGCUCCAGCGCCAGGUGCAGCCAUAGCCCCGCCGACCGAUCCGGCGACGAUGUAUCAAGCAGCAGGAGUUUUUGGGCCUCAAGCUACCGCCAGUCAUCAGACUUUCGCACCUAUGAUGUAUCCGGUGCCGGCGCCGUCUCUCUAUAUGCCGCAACAGUAUCAAUAUUCUCCGAUGCCGUAUGAGCCAUACUAUCCAGGGACGACCGCUGCCGGUGGCCCGCAAUUUUUGUAUGCUACAAACGGCGCACAGCCGGCGAGCAGCGGCAGCAAUAAUGGCUCAGGAAACAGCAGCAGCGGUACAGCGCCGGGCGCGUCGAGCCCGGCCUCGGCUACGGCGGCAGUUUCGGCGUCGCUCGGUCCUUCGCCGCCCCAGUUUCAGACGCACUACUACGGACCUGGUUCUCAUCAUCAUCCGGCUCACGGACCACCUGCUCCGCCCCCACCACCCCAAAUGGAGCAUCUCUACUACACGUAUCCUCCACAGUCUCAUGUCGCCCAACCGCCACCACAUCAUGGGCCGCUCGGUGAGCAGCUCCUCAUCUACUCCACCGACAUGAGCGCACAGCCAUCUUCUAACGACUCUCAGCUUAGCCAGCCAGAGGAUAAUCGUUCGACAUCAAGCCACUCGGAACAGCUCCAGCAAGGUGGCAAUGCAACAACUGACACCGGCGGCGGUGGUGGAGGCGGUGGUGGUGGCAGUAACGUUCAGUCCGCCUCACAGCCAGCUGAUCCGAAUGCGCCUGCCAUGCUCCAGUUCAUGCCUCUUAAAUAUCCCCAAAUGCUCAACCGCUAUACUACCCCAAACUUCCACCCCGUUAGUCUUCAGCACUCGCCGCAAGCCUCUGCCGGCUCGCCUCAGACGAACGCCAUCGCGAACGAUAGCGCCGGGUCGACAAGCAUCGGUGACGAUUUGAACAACAGCGCGAACGCAGGCAACUCCACCCCUGUGCACUACCGCACCAUGUCCAUCUAUCCUACUACCCUGUUCGUUCCACACGCGGCUCAGUACCCGGGAACUACCGCGAAUCAGCCAGGCGCUAGUCUACUUCCCACUCCACCCCAGCAACCGUAUGAUUUGAGUGGAAAAUACCAUUCGAAAUCAGGUCUCCUCGGCAGCCCGUACGCGAAAGGUCCGCCUCACGGUGCCUCGCCUCUUUUGCAUCAUCCGCAAUCGGCUUACAUCAAGCAGUACAAUGGGCCUCCGCUCCAGCCCAGUCAUGGUGGACACCACAAAUAUCCCCGGGUAACGACACCACCUUCGAGGCUGUCGCACCAUCAGGGCCAGCAAACGCAGUACGGCAAGCGGGGCUCCCAAGCGACCUACUAUUUCUCGCAAAAAUCCUGCCAGUACGGGGGCCCGGGUCCCCGGACCGGUCACCAACCCUUCGUCUACGGUCCUCAGACACAGUUCUCCCCAUACGCGAUGCCCCAUCCCGGUAGUCUUCCCAAAGGUAGCUACACUCUUAGCUACGAAAAUAGCCGCAGAAACUAUAGCUCUGACCAUACCGACAACUACCACCCGGGAAUUAGGCAAGGCAAUCGAAAAAAUGCGGUCAGUAACUACCGAGGGUCGAACCUGACGAUGAGCGCGACCGCGACACCUAGUAGCGCUACCCCAGUAGAAACGAUUUCUAAGAGUGAGUGCGCCAAGCCCGGCGAUGACGCGACUGCGACCACAACGACGAGUUCUAGCACAGAAACCGAGACGUCCGCGACGCCAAGCAAAACUCCCCCUGGCAGAAGUAACGAUAACAGCCCCCCGCCGCCCCCAGCCUCCAACUCUCCCAUGACACGGCCUCAUCCAAAUCUCUCACCGUCUCCCAAUCCCAACCAGGUCCAGUACUUCGUAUCGAGCAGUGGAAAUCAGCGCAACAAUAGCUCGUCCUUCGGCCAGCAGCAGCGUAGCAGUAGAUAUCCAACCUCUACGUCCAUGUCUAGCCGAGGCGGCAAGUCUCAGGGUCCGCUGCGCCAGACAGGUGCUGGCAAGUACAAGAUGAACGGCAUCGUGCAAACGGGUGGCAAGCUGUCGGUCGCGGACGAGGUGGAUCUUGGCGGUGCUGGAGACGCGCCGCCCGUCGUUAGGAUGCCUCUGACGCCGCCUGGUACACCGCAGCAGUCGCAAACCCCUGGUGCCACCGAGCAGCAGCUCAACGAAUCGUGCCAUCAGAUGCAGGCUCUCAGACUCUGAGUAGUAAAUGCCGGCGCGCGCAAGCUUGUAUAGUACGUACAUGCUUCUCUUUCUUGCGUCGACUGUCCUUGACGACGAUUACGAUUACUAUGACGAUGAUAGUCGACGAUGAUAAUCCUUGUCGGCAAAAUUACACACUCACACCGUUGUUCUUGUUAUAUCCAUCGAUUCUUGCAUAGCGAGAGUAUAUUUGCGCGCCAAUAUUUAUAGAUGUGUAUGAUGUGAUCUCAUGAUAUUUAACUAGGAGUCCCGCUGCGAAUGUUUCAAUUUUAAGAUAAUGUUAUGACGCGGUUUAUACGCCGCAUGGCCUGGACAAACGUAUAUACACAUAAACUUAAGACACUCGAUAUAUGCACACACGUACACGCAUUAUGAAAACGUUUAAACGUGCUGGAGACGAAAAAUUCAAACCGAAGGGUUUGAUUGACGACUCAAACAAAAAUAAUAAUCUCGGUGAAUUGUUGAAUAUUUAUAGUAAGAUGAUUUAACGAAAAAAUAAUAUUAUAAGGUGAGAGAGGUAUCUAUAUAUACAUAUAAAUAAAUAUAUAUAUAUAUAUAUACAUACACAGAAGUUAUAUUAUUAGAUAUGAGUCACGAUGUAUACAAAACAUAGUAUAUAUACAUAUAUUUACUCUCACGUAUGUAUUGCAAAGCUACAUAUAUACUUAUUAUAUCUAUUAUACAUUUCAAAAGAUCAACUAAAAUCCAACUUAAGCGGGAAUAAAAGAGCAAGACAGUUAAAUAUUAUUAAAGAUUUAACGAAAAAAAAAAGAUAUAUUAUUGCUAAGCAUAUUGGUAAAAAUAUUUAAAAAAAUACAAACUUAGUGUCGUCGCAUACAUGCGUGUGAUGAUAAAGAAAUAAUCGAAACAAUAUAGGCUCGACAAAAAAAGCAUGAAUCUCGCGAGCAAGGCUAGAGUAGGUAGAUGGAUCAGAGAACGGUAGAGGCAGAAACAAAAUAAUGUUAUCGUACAAAUAUAUGAGCGAUCUGUCAUGUGUUCAAAAGAGAAAAUCGGGGUCUUUUUGAAAGAAGCAGAGGGUUGGUAAUUCAUAAAUGAUGAAAAAAAUACAGUUGCUCAAUGCACUGCCACGUCCUUCUUUUUUCUGCGUGAAAGUGGUAUCGUACUGAUCGUUUUUUCAUUUUAUUAUAAUUUAUUUUUUUUUAUUUAAAGGAAAGAUAUGAGCUAUGUAAUGAUCAGCCAUUGACGAUUUAUUUUCAUUUUUUUUUCUUAAUGCCGAACGAUACGCACGAUGUCAACUGUCAUUAUUUAUUGGUUUGUUCGAUUAUUUAUUCUAUGAUUUUAAUCGAUUACUGCUUCUACGUUUCGUUUAUGUAAUAAUUUGCUCAACUACUGCAUAGUUUUUAGUGGAAAUCGAGAUACAGAGGCAGUGAAAAAAGGAAGCCCCGUGCCCAAAAACGAAUAAAGAUUAAAUAUUAAAAAAGGUGAAUUAAAAUGUGUUGGCUGUGAGCUUCCAAGCAAAUAACAAUAAUUAAAUUAUUAUAAUAUUGUAAACGUUUAAAUAAUAUUCUACCUAAUUGUUAUGAAUAUAAAUUUCAUUUAUCGACAAAUGAGAAAUUUGUUAGCUCAGUCUCGAGUAUUGUAGCUUGUAUUGUCUAUUUAAAGAUGAAAAAACGAAAAAGUUGGAAAACCAAGAGGCAAAGUUAAAGAUUAACAGAAAAGUAAUAAAAGACAAACGAACGUGUAUAAGAAUUAUGGCAAGUUUACCAUAGUUGUAGACAAAAAUAAAACGUUAAACGUGUCUAGAAGACGAAAAUAAUGAUGGCGAAAAAUUUGACAUGGCCUAGAAAAGAAUUAGAGAUUUUGUGAGUUGUUAUAAAUGAUGCUAAUUUAUUGAAAAGAAGAGUGCCUUCUAUUUGUUUUCGUGGUUGUAUUGUUGAACGUUUGUUGCGUUACGUUCCAAGAGCCUCUAAUGUUGUUAUAAUAAAAAAUGAAAAACGUUUGAAGAAUGUUGUUCCUCUAUUUAUUUAUUGAUUUACGAGUCCGUCAGCUGGCUCAGUAUCAUUCAGCGAAUUUGGAAGUGUGAAAGUAUAUGUUGUUAUGUUGGUAGUGACGACAAAUACGAGAAUUAUAACGAGCGAGAACAAAGAAAAAAAUAUAUACAUAAUACAAAUAUAAUGGAAUCCAUGUAAGCAGCCAAAUUAUAUUAUACUCGGUGACGCCGAUGUGAGAGUCAAGUAUUGUCGCACAUCGAGCCGCUGCUCAUUUCGGCAUCUAUUUAUAUACAUGUAAUUCGCAUUGACUGAGUUUUCACUGAUAUCAAGCAACUUACGAAUCGAAUCCCUGUACUAAUGUUACCAAGUCUUUAUAUUUUAUUGCAUGUAAAUGCUGUGAAAUGUAUUGCAUGGUAUAUACUUGAUGAUGAUAAUCUAUUAUUCAAUUUUUGUGAUCACCACACGACAGCAAAUCUUGAGAAUACUAUAUUAAAAAUGGGCGCGCUUUGGCCAUUUGAGUUAACUCAGUCAAUAUUCUCAGCAAUAUUUAAUUAGUAAUAUAUGCCAUUGGGAUUUAGAGAAUGAAUGGAUCUGCGUGUAAGGAAUUUGGAGAAACUCUGAAAUACGUGAGCAUCUACUCGAACUUGGAGAGGUGGCUGUGACUAUAUUGUGUGCAAGUGAACAAAAAUAUUACUUGUAUGGUAAAUCUUGAUAUGCGUGUAUAUCAGUGAAAAGUGAACCUAUAAAAAAACAUAUAUAAAUAUAUCUAUUUAAAAACAAACAGACGCGAAUUUCUAUGUUAAAUUUAGUGUAUUCACUUGCAGUCACUUCUUCAAAGAUGAUGACGUUUGUUAAUUGUUACAUUUAUGCAAUUUCAUACACAAAAUUUAACAUGGAACAGAAAAACGGAUAUGGUAUAACAGAUGAUAUAUUAUAAAGUACUUGGUAAAACUAUCUAUAAAAAAAAUUAGAUAUACAUAUAUAGCGAAGCAUAAAAAUAGGUCUACAUGUGUUAUACACAUUAGAAAAAGCGAGUUUUCACUUAUGAAACGCUAAGUAUGUUUAAUUCAAACUGAGACAAAAAAGAUCAGAGAUAUAUGGAACUGACACUGGGAGGAAUGGAUAAAGUGGACAUAUGUCUAACACAAAUUUUAAUAAGAAAUUACAGACACUAUGAAAUAGAGACUAUUGUUGCUGUUAUUGUCUUAAAACUUUGACGUCUUUAUUUUUUUUCUGUACAUGUAGCUGAUUCUUUUUAUAUUUUCCCUUUCCCGAAAAUAAUGCUAAAGCACAAUGUAUAUACUGUAUGUGACACAAAACGCUCACUUGAAUUUAAAAGCUGAGAAAAAAAGAGAGCACAUGUUACUGAAGGCACUAAAAGUCUUUGGAGUAGUACACAAGACUUAUUGACUACGAAACACCUGCAUUGUCCACUUUAUCCCAAGUAUACGUUAUAUAUUAUUGCUAAUAUAAUUGAUUAUUAUUAUAUUUAUCAUGAAACCAAAAAUAUAUUUAUGACAUAAAAACCGAUGCGUAAAAAGAAAUAAUACAUUUUUGAGAUUGUAUCAAUCAAACAUGUAAUCUGCCUAAAAAUGACACAGAUGAAAAUAAAAACAUAGAUUGCAUA
Molecule: messenger RNA, 8344 nt
Organism: Nasonia vitripennis (jewel wasp)
Lineage: Eukaryota; Metazoa; Arthropoda; Insecta; Hymenoptera; Pteromalidae
Product: boule
Exons: 9
Coding region: 1835-4765 (976 amino acids)
Molecular function (GO): protein dimerization activity; RNA binding
Source: RefSeq, a predicted model, not a curated record